Messenger RNA from Oppiella nova, 850 nucleotides. The record is from the annotation of a GenBank genome assembly. NCBI's taxonomy places the organism in Eukaryota, Metazoa, Arthropoda, Arachnida, Sarcoptiformes, Oppiidae.
UACAGCCGCGGCUCCGGGAUCAUCAAACAUACCGGACGAGUGGGAUUGGAGGAAGUAUGGGAUGGUGACCCCUCCCAGGAAUCAAGGAAAGUGUGGCUCGUGUUGGAGUUUCGCGGCCGCCUGUGUGCUCGAGAGUCAUAACAUGAAGAGACUGAUAGCGGAGGGAAAGUUUGAUCCCAAGAGUCAACCGAAGAUCACAGUCAGCGAGCAGAAUAUGAUCGACUGCUCCGGAGAUUACGGUACUCUAGCCUGCGAGGGAGGUCUGUAUUGUCGAUAUAGUCAUGAAAGGCCAUCACCCGCUCAUUUGGUAGGUAUGCCUCAGCAAGCGUUCAAAUAUGUGUACGAAAACAAAGGCAUUAACGGAGUGGAUGUCUACCCGUACACUGGAAAGAAAGACAAGUGCGGCUACAAUGUGGCCAAUAGGGUGGACGUGAAUGUGAGGGAAGGGCAGCGCCUGGAGUCGGGAAAGGACAACGACUUGGCGGCCGCCAUCUAUAACUACGGACCCGUUGCCAUCGCAGUGCAUACCACCGACGAUAUGCUUGCUUUUAACCUAUUUCAUUGGGUUUUCAUUGGCACCGGUAUUCUUGUGUAUCUCUCCAUUAGGAAAGGCAUUUUCAAUGACCCCAAGUGUAACCCCAAUGACGUGAACCACGCGGUCGUAGCCAUCGGCUAUCAUAAAGACUACUUUAUCAUCAAAAAUAGUUGGGGCCCGGAGUGGGGAGAGGGCGGGUUUAUCAGGAUCUCCAGGAGUAAGCUAAACAACUGCGGGGUCUCAGAGCAGGGAUACUAUCCUAUAGUUCCCAAUGCCGUCGAAACUCGAGCCAUGAUUGACAAACUCAAAGUGGUU